Molecule: messenger RNA, 4284 nt
Organism: Danio aesculapii
Lineage: Eukaryota; Metazoa; Chordata; Actinopteri; Cypriniformes; Danionidae
Gene: llgl2
Product: LLGL scribble cell polarity complex component 2
Exons: 26
Coding region: 269-3331 (1020 amino acids)
Biological process (GO): regulation of protein secretion; regulation of establishment or maintenance of cell polarity; regulation of Notch signaling pathway
Cellular component (GO): cytoplasm; cortical actin cytoskeleton; plasma membrane
Molecular function (GO): GTPase activator activity; myosin II binding
Source: RefSeq, a predicted model, not a curated record
AGAGCGCAAAUCAGCAGUGAGCGCAGCAGGAAACACUUCACUGAUAAUCCUCAACCACUCUGUCCAUACACACACCUCGAAGGCGAGGUAAACACGGCUCGAGCCUGCUCACCUUUACCGUUCGGCGUGGUUUUCCUCUUCACUUCAGGAUAAUUGCGCAAACCCGCUUGAAUCGUGGACAGAGCCGGGACAUCGGGCCGCGGUGAAUCAGGUGGCUGAGGAGAACCCGUGAGAGAGGGCAGUGUGAGUCCCGGCCCGUCCAGGGACCAUGAAGAGGUUCAGGCGUCAUGGGCACGAGUCUCAGAGGGACAAGCACAAACAGGAUCUCUAUCAGUUCAACAAGACUGUAGAGCAUGGCUUCCCCCAUCAGCCCAGCGCUCUGGGAUUCAGCCCCAGCCUGGAGCUCCUGGCCAUCGGCACUAGAUCAGGAGCAAUCAAGCUCUACGGAGCUCCAGGUGUGGAGUUUAUGGGGCUUCACGAUGAGAAUGCGGCAGUUACACAGGUGCACUUCCUACCAAACCAGGUGGAGUUGGUCACAUUACUAGAGGACAACAGUCUACAUAUGUGGACACUUCGAGCUCAUAACAGCAUGUGUGAGCUGCUUGAGAUCGGACGGUUCACUCUCUCUGGUCCACCUGGUGCCAUUCCCAGUGUGACGCGGGUCACUGCGGUCCUGGCACACUCAUCUGGUGAGCUGCUGCUGCUUGGAACAGAAGGAGGACACGUGUUUGUUGUGGAAGUGCCAGGAUUCAGAGAACUGGAAGAGAACAACAUCAGCGUGGAGGACGUACAAAACAGAGUUCCAGAGGAUUAUGUUGGCCGCAGAAAUCUGGAGAGUGUGGAGACUCUGCAUGAAAACCCGCUGAACCCUCGGCAAGUGCUGAUUGGCUACAGCCGAGGUCUGAUGGUUCUGUGGGAUCUGGACCGGCAGCGUCCCGUCCAACACUUUCUAGGCACGCAGCAACUAGAGAGUGUUUGGUGGAUGGAGGAUGGUGAAAGCAUUCUCAGUUCGCACAGUGAUGGAAGCUACUGCCAGUGGACGGUGACUGGCGAGGAUCCGCAAACAGAGCCAGAGAAGCAGGAGACGCCGUAUGGUGCCUUCCCAUGCAAGGCUAUAUCCAAAAUUAUACAGUUGCCAUCAAAACAAGGUCCUCCAUUCCUCAUCUUCAGUGGAGGGAUGCCGAGGGCCAGUUAUGGGGACAGACACUGCAUUUCUGUCAUCCACAGCAAAAUUCAUGAAGCGCUGGACUUCACCUCUCGCAUUAUCGACUACUUCGUCAUUCGCGAAGGAGAGAACCAUAAAGGUGAACCCAGCGCUCUUGUGGUUUUAGUGGAGGAGGAGCUGGUUGUGGUGGAUCUGCAGACUGAAGGGUGGCCCGUCAUCCAGACGCCGUACCUGGUGCCAUUACACUGUUCAGCCAUCACUUGCUCGCACCACGUCUCCUCCAUCCCUCUCAAACUGUGGGAGCGAGUGCAAGCUGCGGGAGCCCACCAGAACACACACUACUCCAGGAAGCCUUGGCCUAUAAACGGAGGCAAGAAUCUGGCCCCAGACCCUCCCCAGAGAGAUCUUCUCCUGACGGGACAUGAAGAUGGAACGGUGCGAUUCUGGGACGCCUCAGGGGUCUGUCUUUACCCCAUGUACAAGCUCAGCACGGCAGGAGUCUUUCACACAGACGCCGAUCCAAACGACAACAUGAACCAGGGCAGUGAAGGAGAGUGGCCUCCGUUCCGAAAGGUUGGCUGCUUUGACCCAUAUAGCGAUGACCCUCGGCUGGGCAUUCAGAAGAUCCACCUGUGUAAAUACAGUGGAUAUCUCACAGUGGCUGGAACUGCAGGACAAAUUCUGGUUUUGGAGCUGAAUGAUGAGGCUGCAGAGCAGGUGGUAGAAGCUACAGUAGUGGACCUGCUGCAAGGUCAGGAGGGUUUCCGCUGGAAGGGACAGGCGCGACUAGACAUUCGAGAGGAACCGGUGCUGUUUCCUCCAGGCUUUCAGCCGUUCGCCCUGGUGCAGUGCCAGCCGCCUGCUGUGGUCACUGCAAUCGCUCUGCACUCCGAGUGGAAACUAGUGGGCUUCGGGACCAGCCAUGGCUUUGGUCUUUAUGAUUAUAACCAGAAGAAUAACAUCAUGGUCAAAUGCACCCUAAACCCCAGUGACCAGAUGGCCAUGGAGGGGCCGCUGUCACGAGUCAAGUCCAUCAAAAAGUCUCUGCGACAGUCCUUCCGCAGGAUCCGCCGCAGCCGAGUCUCCAUGCGCAAACACCACACUAACAACGCAGCCAAGCUGCAGGAGAUCAAUGCCAGGCUGGAGGCUGAGGCUCUGCAGGAGAUGGAACUGGCUCCUGUACAGAGAAAGAUUGAAGCCCGAUCAUCUGAUGACUCCUUCACGGGUCUCGUCAGAACGCUCUACUUCGCAGAUACGUUUGUCAGUGAUAGUUCUCACAGUACACCUUCACUGUGGGCAGGGACCAAUGGCGGAGCUGUGUAUGCAUAUGUCCUCCGUGUCCCACCACAGGAACGAAGGGCAGAGGAUCCAGUGACGGCUCAUGCAGCCAAAGAGAUCCAGUUGAUGCAUCGUGCUCCAGUUGUUGGUUUGGUGGUCUUGGAUGGGAAGGGAGCCCCUCUGCCCGAACCCCUAGAAGUGGCACAUGACCUGGCACGCAGUCCUGAAAUGCACGGCUCACACCAUCUAUUGGUUGUGUCAGAGGAGCAAUUUAAGCUUUUUACACUGCCAAAAGUGAGCAGUAAGUCGAAGCUGAAGCUGACGGCGGUGGAUGGCUCUCGUGUGCGGCGUGUCGGUGUGGCUUGGUUUGGUUCUCGGACCGAUGAACAGUUAGAGAGCUGUCUGGUGGUGCUGACCAAUCAGGGGGAGCUCCACGUCAUCUCUCUCCCCUCCAUCAAAAUGCUGGUCCAUUAUCCUUGCAUACGGAGAGAAGACGUCAGUGGAAUCGCAUCCUGUGUCUUCACCAAAUAUGGCCAAGGUUUCUACCUGAUCUCUCCAUCUGAGUUUGAGCGGUUUUCUCUCUCCACCCGUUGGGUUGUGCAACCUCGCUGUCUGGUUGAGCCUCCCCUCCAGAUGAGGUCCAAGAGCCCAUCAAGCCCUGUUAACAGGGACCUGCUGGAUGGAGUACCCACCGAACACAGAAAUUUCAAAGGGGACAGUGAAGGAUAUGAGAAUUCUGCUAGACAAGUAAUGGAGCAUGCUUUGCUCAACGAUGAGAGUGUUCUGCAAGAGAUCCAGAAGUCUCUAGAAGGAGAUCAAACGACGUUCCUAGAGAACAAUCUGAAGACGAAGCCUAAAGCAGGCAAUGUGCUGAGCAAUGGAGAUUGAGCCUUUUUAAAUUCCCAGUGCCUGAACGAUUGUGGAUGCGCUCUUCAUUCUAGACUUGCUUCCGAUCUGAACACUACUGUUAGUUACCACUACUGAACCAUGACAAAGAGAGCGAAACCUCCUACACCCAGACAGGACAGGAGAGAGCGAGGGACCACCACCAGUGCCUGCCAAGACCAAACACUGUAUUUCCACUCACUCCAUCACACGCUAGCCGCUCACAACACCUCAGCAAACACAGCGGCAUUUCAAAGACUCGCAGUUUCUUUUUUAACUUAUUUUUUUAAUGCAUGACUUCCCUUUUGUACCAGAUCAAUGACCUCAGAGUUUUGCGUAGAUGGUGUAAAAUACUUGCGUUUGGAUGCCAUGAGCGGUUGCUGACCAUUUAGGGUUGGACGACUAAGGCAGCAUUAGCAAUAGAUGCUAACGUUAAACCGCAUACACAUUUUAAGUAUUCCACAAAAAGUAGUGUUGCCUUUUGCCCGUCCAGGAUUCAAGUUCUUAUAGGUACUCGUACACUACUGUGUAGUACAUAUGCUGUAGUUUCUAGGGUGUACAGCUUUCUGAGGGGCUAGGUUUUGAUUUUUGGUUUUAUUUUCUGGUUUUAUUUUUUAACGUAAUUCUGUUUUUGUUAUGCCACGAAUGAACGAUGUAAUCUAGGAAUGUAAUUUUAAAAAUAUUGUAGUCAAAUGUUUUUAAUAUAUGUGUAUAUGAAAAAACUAAAUCCGUACCUGUUUUUUUGGACGGUGGGUUACUUCUACGGAGGGCCAUAUUUUCUGAUCGGAGGAAAUAUUUUGGUACUGUCUCCUGAAAUGCUUUUUUAGCGUUUUCUUUGGGGGGGAGGUCUAGAAUAUAUUUUUGUAGAAACAUGAUGAUUAUGUAUGAGAACACUAAUUAUUAUUCUUUCUAAUUUCACACUACAGUCUUCUCAGUAAAACGAUUUUUCACACAAA